Messenger RNA from Urocitellus parryii (Arctic ground squirrel), 2936 nucleotides. It is a transcript of the gene Clvs2, whose product is annotated as clavesin 2. Gene Ontology annotation, biological process: lysosome organization. Gene Ontology annotation, molecular function: phosphatidylinositol bisphosphate binding. NCBI's taxonomy places the organism in Eukaryota, Metazoa, Chordata, Mammalia, Rodentia, Sciuridae. Gene Ontology annotation, cellular component: endosome; membrane; trans-Golgi network. The record is from RefSeq and is a predicted model, not a curated record.
ACAAAGGAUGAAAGAGGGGCGUGGGGAGGCUGGAAGGCGUCCCUACCUCGCCUCGCCAGGCAAAACCCGCCCCAGCAGUCUGCUGGGGAGUGGGGACCUGGAGCAAGAUAAACUUGGGGCUUGGGAUAUUUGAAUGCCACAAAAAUUGCCGUCCUUCCCAAAGAGGCAGGGAGAGAAGAGCUGAGUGCGUGCGCGAGCUGAGUGCUUACGUCGCAGCGAGCUCUGUGCUGGGAUAAUUAGAGAGGAGUUGAGCUGAGCUGAGUCCUCUUUUAGCAGCAGCAGCAGCCGGAGCCGCAGCAGCAACCCGGAGGGGUGCACCGGACCCUGGUCACUCCCAGCGCGCAGGGAGAGGCGGCUGCCGCGCCCACCGCCCCGGCGGCUCUGGGUGCACAAAGGCAGCGGCCGCCUGCGUGGCCUUUUCCAUCCAGGCGUUCGGGUCCCCUCCCUCCCUUCUCUCCCGAAGGCGAAAAUGGCAGGGCCGGGCGGGGACCUGGGACAGCGGUGGCCCUAGCUCUGCMGUCCCCACCCCUCCUGCUGAGAGGCAGCGCGUUGCCCUCAGAUGAUGCCGCCCCAGCUACUCCCGAGUGAGUCUUCGGCCCGGGUCCCSGSUCUCGCCCCUCUUCUCUGUUCSUUCCAUACCGCCGAGWGGAGUUGAUGCUGCUGUCGCCCCCKCUGCCGCCACCGCCGCCGAAGCCUGGGCUGAUGGAUGCCAGGGAGUGCCGCAUUGCUUAGCGUCCCCRCCUCCGGGUUUGCUGACACUCUCUCCCCGCCCUGGAUCUCAGCGCUGAAGAACCACCUUAUUAUUAAUCAGAAUUCCCAUCGUUAUCCCUGGCAGGCGCAUCCUUCAGUAGGAACUGCAGAAACAUCACUGUGCCGGGGCUGAGAUGUGCGUGGGGGUUGUUUUUAUUACAUCUUGGAAGACAAGAGAAGAGGACCGCACCAUGAUCAGAACCCCUCGUGCUAGGUGGGAUUAGGGGUGUUUCAUUCAGAGAGAAAGGACCAGAAGGAGCAGGGAGCAGGGCCCUCCAGAGGUCCACAUUUCUUUAAAGAAGAGGGAACUAAACAGGGCGUUGUUUUUAGGGGUUUGGGGGAAAGUUUAUAUCCUCCACAGUAAAGCUGUUAGAAAGCAAGUGCAACAGGGUACUUGAUUAAUCACAAAGAUCAAUUCUUUCCUGUAAAGGAGAAGCAGGCAGCAGGGAGGUCUGGGGCCAGAGUGUGGAAGUGGCAAAGGCCAGGUUUGUUGUGGGACAGUCAACCAGAGCUUCAGAGCAAAGGCUCUGGAACAACAGAACAAUGACUCAUUUACAAGCUGGUCUCUCCCCUGAGACCCUGGAGAAAGCUCGCCUGGAACUGAAUGAGAACCCAGACACGCUGCACCAGGACAUCCAGGAGGUGAGGGAUAUGGUCAUCACUAGACCGGACAUUGGCUUCCUGCGCACUGAUGAUGCUUUCAUCUUACGCUUCUUGCGGGCGAGGAAGUUUCAUCACUUUGAGGCCUUCCGCCUCUUGGCCCAAUACUUUGAGUAUCGUCAGCAGAACCUGGACAUGUUCAAAAGCUUCAAGGCCACUGACCCUGGCAUCAAGCAGGCGCUGAAAGAUGGUUUCCCUGGGGGCUUGGCCAAUCUGGACCACUAUGGCAGGAAGAUUCUAGUCCUUUUUGCUGCCAACUGGGAUCAGAGCAGGUACACACUGGUGGAUAUUCUGCGUGCCAUCUUACUUUCUUUAGAAGCCAUGAUUGAAGAUCCUGAGCUUCAAGUCAAUGGGUUUGUUUUGAUCAUAGACUGGAGUAACUUCACCUUCAAGCAAGCCUCUAAACUUACGCCAAGCAUGCUGCGAUUAGCUAUUGAAGGUCUUCAGGAUAGUUUCCCAGCACGAUUUGGAGGAAUUCAUUUUGUCAAUCAACCCUGGUACAUCCAUGCCCUGUACACUGUGAUCCGGCCUUUCCUGAAGGAGAAGACUCGGAAAAGGAUAUUUCUGCAUGGUAACAAUCUGAACAGUCUACACCAACUAAUUCAUCCUGAGAUCCUGCCCUCUGAGUUUGGAGGAAUGCUGCCCCCUUAUGACAUGGGAACAUGGGCAAGAACACUGCUAGACCACGAGUAUGACGAUGACAGUGAGUACAACGUGGACUCCUACAGCAUGCCUGUGAAGGAAGUAGAAAAGGAGCUCUCCCCAAAGUCCAUGAAGAGAUCCCAAUCAGUAGUGGACCCCACUGUACUAAAGCGCAUGGAUAAAAACGAGGAAGAAAACAUGCAACCUUUGCUUUCUCUGGACUAAUAACUUCUCCACGCCCACUCCACGGAUUAGAAAUGGAAGGUACUAGUUUUCAGCAACAGGGCUAGCACUGUGGGGGAAUUACCAGCUGGAAAUCUAUUUAUUCAUGUUAAUGUAGCAUAAUAUAUAAUAAGGCAUCAGGCUUUCUCAUUUGCCUGAACCAUGGGUGCCCUGGGCUGGAUUUAAAAAAAAAUGUCAAUAAUUUAUUCUGUAAGUGCCAAGUUCUUUGUAAAUACAAUGUAAUCUUCAUGUCAAGUUUGUAAAUUUUGGUAGCUAUUUACUUUGGGAAAGAUUGACUCAAAACUUGAAGCCAGUGAUAUGAGCUAUAACAAAAAGCAGAAAAGACGCAUAAAGUAUCAAAGGUAAUUUAAAUGUAGCCCUGUUUCCUAUGAAGCCAUAUUUCUGCUCUCAUAGUGAAUAGUUUCCUUGUUUUGUCUCUGAAACUCAAUAUUCAAGUAUACUUUGGGCACAAGAMACUAUAGAAAUUAUUGUAAUUAAUGUAUUCCUAUUUAGUGAUAUUCACUUCAGACAGAAUGUGUCCUAGGACUAUCACUGGCUUUGCAUUCUGGAGACAGAGAAUGACAGAUGAGCUGGUGAACUAAACACUUGAACUCUUUCAUGUUCAUUCCUGGAGUCUUGCAAAAAGAUGUCUCCCCACUUAA